AUGUCCAUCAAGCCGGAACCAGUGCAUUAUCAUUCAAAAUUGUCCUGCAUUCGCAACGCCCACGGCAAAAAGUAUUAUCCGUCGGUGGAAGUAACGGAUGCUGACAAGGAGGAUCUCAUGAUUCCUAGAGUGGCCUGUAUGUCACAGGACGACCAGGAAAACAUGACACUGAAAGUCACUUUGCUAAGUAGUGAGUGGAAAUCAUCAAUUAAUGGGGACUUGUCAACUAUCAACCGAGAGCUGGCCAUCCAGUUAGCUAAACACCCCAAUGUAGAUGUUAGUGUCUUGCUUCCAAAUUGCAGUGAAGCGGACAGGAGCAGUGCAGAAAGUCACAAUGUGAAGCUUGUCAAAGCAGAUAGAGUUCCUGGCUAUGAGCCAGUUCUUUGCCUGUCCUUUCCUCCGAGUGACCAUAAAAUAGACUGUGUCAUUGGUCAUGGAGUUCAUCUUGGCCGACCAAUUGCAUCCAUGAAGAGAAAUCCAAGUUACAGUCAUUGCAAAUGGAUUCAAGUUGUUCACUCUGCUCCUGAAGAAGAUGGAAUGUACAAAAACAUUUCAGAAGGUCAAAAAAUGCAAGAAACAGAAAUCCAACUCUGUAAAAUGGCUGAUCAAGUUAUCACAAUUGGACCCAAGCUGGCAGAAGCUUACAAGUGUUACCUUUGUCCAGUUAAACAGGACGAAAAAGUUUUUGACCUUACUCCAAGCAUUUUCUCUGAAUUUUUAGCAUUAGAGCAAGCCACUAAACAAAGAGGAACAUUCCGUAUUCUUUUAAUUGGAAGUGGUGACAGCUCUGAAGAUUUCAAAGUCAAAGGGUACGACAUAGCUGCCAAAGCAAUUGCUGAGUUGAAAGAUGAAUCCUACAAACUCAAGUUUGUCUGUGCAGCUGGAGGAAAAGAAGAUAUUUUAGCAGAAAAUUUGCUCCACCAUGGCAUUAGUCGUAAUCAGCUUAUUGUUUGCAGCUUUGAUGAUAGCAGAAAAAUGCUGGCAAACUUAUUCUGUGAAGUAGAUCUUGCAAUAAUGCCAUCCAGGACAGAAGGUUUUGGAACAACAGCUCUGGAAGCAUUAUCUGCUGGUCUGCCUGUACUUGUCAGUGGUAAUUCAGGACUUGGAGAAGCUCUGAAGAAAGUGCCUUUCGGCUCACAGAGUGUGGUAGACUCUGAAGAUCAUACAGACUGGGCUAGAGAAAUCAAGCGUGUCCGUCAGAAAGAGAGAGACGUGCGACUUUCAGAGUCAAGACUUCUACGUGAAAAGUACUUGGAGAAGUAUAGCUGGGAGGAGCCUUGUAAAAGUCUUGUUAUAAAGAUGAAGAACCUUGUCUUAGGUAAAGCUCUGCACAGCUCUCUAGACUGUGAAGAAACAGAGAGGAAUAAACAUGGAGAGUCUAUACCAAGUCAGUAA
Messenger RNA from Pocillopora verrucosa, 1395 nucleotides. The record is from RefSeq and is a predicted model, not a curated record. Lineage: Eukaryota; Metazoa; Cnidaria; Anthozoa; Scleractinia; Pocilloporidae.